AUACACUAUACACUGGCAGACAAGUGAAAACAAGAAAGCUACCAUGCCCUUAACUGUGAAUUGCAGAGUAGUCACGUAGAUGUCCCUAUUUCUUGUGUUCCUUGCAUGUGGAACAAGAAGCAGUUGUGCAUGUCACAGUUGCUUUUCAUAUGUGGCUGUAACUGUGGUAUGAUAAACUGUAGUUACAGGCGUUUUGCAAUUAUCUCUAGUUCUUUUACAUUAAAAUCAUCGAAACAGUUAACAUAACUUUGUUGUGGCUGUAGGGUAACUUAUAUGGUCCCACUUUAGGACCCUUUUGUAAACUGCUUAUCCCUACGUCUGUGUGUAAAGUUCCAUUUUAGGCAUAGAAAUUCACUUUUAUGUCUGGCUAAAUUGUACCAAAUUAUCAGCUUUGCUGCAGGCGACGGACAUACACAUAUAAACAUGUGCUAUUAACAAAAUAAAAGGAACCCACUGACGAUGGCGAAACUUCACUUAAAAGGCAGAAUGCUUUUACAAUAACAUAUCCACAUGAAAUGUGACCACUACGAGCAACCAAAUUAUUGAGGUUCUUAAGCGUUUCUGAAACACUGCGGAGCACAUAACUACAUGCACGUUUUUAUGUUAUUACAAUCUGUAUGCAAAAUAGGGUCGUUGGCUUUUUCUUCAUCACAUUCUGUAACUACUUCCAGUGUACCGCUGUCACAGAAUAAGCAAACAAAGAAUUCUGCAGCUCAAAAUAUUAGAAUGAAAUGACAGGAUAUAUUUCCCAGUAUCUGGGCUCACAAACUGUGGUUCAUGAAUGACGAAGAACUAAUGUUUACGACACAAGUGAUGGUUUGUCAACCGCUUAUCCCCCGCUACAUGACAAACGUGUUCUAUUCUUAGACAAAAGUCAUAUAAAGGUUGCUAUCUCUAACAGGUUUCAAAAGAGAUAACGACCAAUUGCAUGAUAAUAAUUGUACUCGCACUUUUGUCUUACACGUGCGCUACUCCUCCGUUUACGACCACGUCAUUCUCAAUACGCAAAGUUAACAAUCGCGUGUCAGUACGUAGUUCAAGUUUGUGACAAGUCAGCGCUGGAGAUCAAAGUAUAUAUGAACUGCUUGCCGCGCAGAUAGUCCACUGUCCAGUUGAAUUUUGUUUCUGCUUGCAGCUGAGCGUCAGCAUGGAAGGCUUCAUUAAAAAAAUUAUUUUCCUUUUCCUGACGCCAGAAUGUUUCGACGAGUAUUUCGUAAAUUUCAAUUUUUUUCAUGUGCCAUGCAUGAAGGCAACAAUAAGCAAAGCCCUCGGGUUGGUCAUAAUCGCCGGAUCAGUUAUGGUGAAAGUUCCGCAGAUCACGAAGAUCCUGAACGCUAAGAGCGCGGAGGGAAUCAGCUUUGCGAGUGUUUUGCUGGAACUAUCCGCCAUCACUUCCAGCGCCUCCUACAGCUUCACCCGGGGAUUUCCAUUCAGCGCGUGGGGCGAGGGCCUGUUCCUGGCGCUGCAGACGGCGGCCAUCGCGGCGCUGGUGCUGCACUUCGGGCGCUCGGCCGCGCACGGCGCCGCCUUCGCCGCACUCUACUCCGUCUUCGUCUACAGCCUCACCUCCGGCAUCGUGCCUCCGGACUUCCUGUGGAACCUGCAGGCGCUCAACGUGCCCAUCAUCGUCACCGGAAAGAUGCUGCAAGUGAUAGCGAACUACCGCAACGGCGGCACGGGCCAACUGUCAUUCGCCACCGGCUGCAUGCUGUUCUUCGGCUCACUGGCGCGCAUCUUCACCUCCAUCCAGGAGACUGGCGACAUCAUCCUGGUGGUGACCUACAUGAGCGCCUUCAGCGUCAACGCCAUGAUCUUCGGACAGCUGAUCUAUUACAACAGGAAAUCCCCGAAAUCCUCGCCGGCGAAGGGCAAGAAGGGCUCCGCCAAGGAGCAGCGCUCUUCUGGCAAACAGCGCGCCAAGAAGGAGUAAGCUGUCUCUCCCCAGGAGUACAUCCGGUUGACUACAGUCUGCGCUCACUCGACACGUCUCUGCACUCUACUAGAAAGCAAACAGGCUCACUUACGUACGGGUUGCAUUCCUUUUGUCCUACAAUCCGUUAACAACCUGUCGCGGUGUAUAGAAAGUUAUUUUUAAAAGAACAGAAGAAAUGUCACUAAUUUCACAACGGCCCUGUACAAGGUUCCAGUACCCAAAAAUUUUGCCUUUAGCAAAUAAUUACAAUUCCGUAUCUCCACUACAUACAAAGCAUUUUCCCAUCGUUCGGUUGGAACACAGUCCAUGAAGUCACAGUCUCAUGAUAGUGUACCCAGUAUAACUAUGUUCCAGUGCAAGUCUCCACUUUCCCUAAGUAUAUCUGAAGGCUUCCUUUAACAUCGCCCAUUUGUAUAAGGACACUAAAAAUUCCGACAGUUAUAAACGUAGAACGUGUGUUGCAAUUUUUUGGGUUGAAAACGAAGAUUCAACGUGGAAAUCGAAACCUUGGUCUAAGAGGUAGUUUUCUCUUGUUUUAUCACGAAUCAAUUCUCAUUCGUUUAGCAGAUCUCAACCGAACUCGUUACGUAUUUAUUACAAUACGAGAUUUUUGCAACUCUUUAACAGAGGCAUUAAAAUCGUCAAUAAGAUGUUGAAUUCUGAUUCAUGUUACUCCUAAAUUUAUAUUUUACCGAAAAUUUUUCUUCUCGAACGAAGGUAGACGUUUUUAUGACAGUCAAGCGGCCAAUUAGUGAAAUGGCAGAGACGACGGGUUACAGUACACGCGUUUUUACGCCUGUUGCUUAUGCAUCACGUUGGGCGCUGGCGCCUGACGUGUCACGUGCGUGCAAGGCACUGUCAGUUCGCAAGACUGGUUUCGUCGACAGACUGUACUUCAACACAUUCACUGUACAUCAGCAGUAUGCUCCACUCUACACUGCAUAUCAUCAUAAGUUCCCAGUAUUCGAGGGAUGUGGGUGGGUUUAUUCAUUCAGAUUUUAUUUAUCAAUGAGCAACUUUCAAGAGUUUAAAUUUUUUUAAAUGCAUACUUUUUAUUAUG
Schistocerca cancellata (South American locust) is the source of this 2993-nucleotide messenger RNA. Its product is annotated as mannose-P-dolichol utilization defect 1 protein homolog. The record is from RefSeq and is a predicted model, not a curated record. Gene Ontology annotation, biological process: oligosaccharide biosynthetic process. NCBI's taxonomy places the organism in Eukaryota, Metazoa, Arthropoda, Insecta, Orthoptera, Acrididae. The coding region runs from base 1148 to 1930 and encodes 260 amino acids. The transcript has 5 exons.